AUGGAAGGAGAGGAGGAGAGAGAACAUCAAUCAUGGCGAAUCCGCGUUACUGCAAAAGCCAAACAUUUCAACUUCAGAUUCAGAUUCAAAGCUGCAACUCACUCUUCCACUCAAACCCUCUCCUUCUUCCGCUUUUCCAUUCUCCUCAACCUUCCUCAUUUCCUUUUCACUAUCUCUUCACGCCCUAAGAAACAACCGCGGCCUUGUUUCAUCACCACCAAAUUCAACAAGUUUUUCCACAAAUUUCGACCCCGGAUCAAGCCUAACAUUGCUGCUAAGAAGACUAACACAUCAUCAAAUCUUUCAAUUCCAAUGCAGUUGCAGGGCACAGUUCGAAUAGGGAAAGAAUAUUGUGUGAGAAUUGCGAUGAUGGUUGCUUCUGUUGUGUGUUUUGUUGCUUCACUUCUGUUCAAGAAAUUCAAGAUGGGAAAGGUUAUGAACUUUACAGCAUUCUUUUUAGUUGUGACAGUUGCAAUUGUUUAUUAUCUGUUUUUAUAUUUUUAUUAUAAUUAUUGUAACAAUAGUUAUAGUUAUUGGAAAUUCAUGGGAAGGUUUCUCUGGAACAGAAUGAGUAAUCUCAAAUAUAUGAGAGGAUGA
Molecule: messenger RNA, 597 nt
Organism: Lathyrus sativus (Indian pea)
Lineage: Eukaryota; Viridiplantae; Streptophyta; Magnoliopsida; Fabales; Fabaceae
Source: the annotation of a GenBank genome assembly